CGGGUUGCNGCCCGCCACGCAUCGUGCCCCGUUCGCGCAAGCCGCAACCGGCGGAGGCAGUAUGCUGAAUGACGUCAACAUCUCCGCGAUAUUGGACUCGUUCUCCGUCAGUUACGAUAAAAGAGUAAGGCCGAACUACGGAGGUCCACCAGUGGAGGUCGGCGUCACCAUGUAUGUCCUCAGCAUCAGCUCCGUGUCCGAAGUGUUGAUGGACUUCACGCUGGAUUUUUACUUCCGGCAAUUCUGGACGGAUCCACGGCUCGCGUUCAAGAAACGAACGGGGGUCGAGACGCUGAGCGUCGGCUCCGAGUUCAUCAAGAACAUCUGGGUACCCGACACGUUCUUCGUCAACGAGAAGCAGUCGUACUUUCAUAUUGCUACCACCAGCAACGAGUUCAUUCGUAUUCAUCACUCGGGAAGCAUCACACGUAGUAUACGUUUAACGAUCACGGCAUCGUGUCCAAUGAAUCUGCAAUAUUUUCCAAUGGACCGACAGCUCUGCCAUAUCGAGAUCGAGAGCUUUGGAUACACAAUGCGCGAUAUUCGGUACAAAUGGAACGCCGGCCUACAGUCGGUCGGCAUCUCGAACGAGGUGGAACUACCGCAGUUUCGCGUGCUCGGUCACAGGCAACGACAUUCAACCAUACACCUAUCUACAGUCGGAUACACGAUGAGGGACAUCCGGUACAAGUGGAACGAGGGACCGAACAGCGUCGGUGUCAGCAACGAGGUCUCCCUGCCUCAGUUCAAGGUCCUUGGUCACCGUCAACGAGCCAUGGAGAUUAGUCUAACUACCGGAAAUUAUUCGCGGCUGGCCUGCGAGAUCCAGUUCGUACGGUCGAUGGGCUACUACCUGAUUCAAAUCUACAUACCCUCGGGCUUGAUCGUCAUUAUAUCGUGGGUGAGCUUUUGGCUGAACCGUAACGCGACCCCCGCUCGGGUCGCCCUCGGAGUGACCACCGUGCUCACCAUGACCACCCUAAUGUCCUCGACGAACGCGGCGUUACCGAAAAUCUCCUACGUCAAGUCGAUCGACGUUUACCUGGGCACGUGUUUCGUCAUGGUGUUCGCCUCGUUGCUCGAAUACGCGACGGUGGGCUACAUGGCAAAGAGGAUUCAAAUGAGGAAGAACCGGUUCCAAAAAAUCGCGGAGAGUAUGAAGACGGCGAGGGAAAACCCGGGCCCGCCCGGGGUGCCCGGUGAUCACGGCGAUCACGCGCCUAAGCAAACUUGGUCCCGUGUUGUCCAGGAGGUGCGGUUCAAGGUCCACGACCCGAAGGCACACAGCAAAGGUGGAACGCUCGAGAACACUAUAAAUGGGCGGGCUGACGAGGAGGCAGCGCCGGCGCCGCAACAUCUCAUCCAUCCCGGGAAGGAUAUCAACAAGCUUUACGGUAUGACGCCAUCGGAUAUCGAUAAAUACUCCCGCAUCGUGUUUCCGGUAUGCUUCGUCUGUUUCAACCUAAUGUACUGGAUCAUCUACCUGCACAUCAGCGACGUCGUGGCGGACGAUCUUGUGCUUCUCGAGGAGGCGAAAUAAACGAAGAUGGCGCGGCGAUCGCGCGUACGAGUCGGGCGAAACGUGCGGUUAAAGACAGUUACGAAAAUGUAUCGAGAAUUGGGACGGGACGAGAGAUCGACUCCAAGGAUCAAUGGUCCAGCGAACGGGC
Messenger RNA from Apis dorsata (giant honeybee), 1670 nucleotides. It is a transcript of the gene Rdl, whose product is annotated as gamma-aminobutyric acid receptor subunit beta. The transcript is spliced from 13 exons. The coding region runs from base 62 to 1540 and encodes 492 amino acids. Gene Ontology annotation, molecular function: extracellular ligand-gated monoatomic ion channel activity; neurotransmitter receptor activity; GABA-A receptor activity. Gene Ontology annotation, biological process: nervous system process; regulation of membrane potential; chloride transmembrane transport. NCBI's taxonomy places the organism in Eukaryota, Metazoa, Arthropoda, Insecta, Hymenoptera, Apidae. The record is from RefSeq and is a predicted model, not a curated record. Gene Ontology annotation, cellular component: neuron projection; membrane; synapse.